Molecule: messenger RNA, 898 nt
Organism: Durio zibethinus
Lineage: Eukaryota; Viridiplantae; Streptophyta; Magnoliopsida; Malvales; Malvaceae
Product: coatomer subunit zeta-1-like
Biological process (GO): retrograde vesicle-mediated transport, Golgi to endoplasmic reticulum; intra-Golgi vesicle-mediated transport; intracellular protein transport
Cellular component (GO): COPI vesicle coat
Source: RefSeq, a predicted model, not a curated record
CCCCCCUCGUCCCGUUGUUUAUCGUUGUAGUCACAAACUCAGAAAAUAAUAAAACGCUCACGGUCACAGCUCAGAAGACCAUCUGUCAAACAAAAGUCCGAUCUUUGCCGAGAAAAUUUUGCCAAGCAAGGAAAGAAAUGGAGUUAUGCCCUUCAAUUAAAAACAUCCUUCUUUUGGAUUCCGAAGGGAAACGUAUAGCUGUGAAGUAUUAUUCAGAUGACUGGCCAACGAAUUCUGCAAAGGAAGCCUAUGAGAAAGCUGUAUUUACCAAAACCCAAAAGACUAAUGCCCGAACCGAAGCGGAGAUAACAAUGUUUGAGAAUUAUAUUGUUGUGUACAAGUUCGUUCAAGACCUUCACUUUUUUGUUACUGGAGGCGAAAAUGAGAAUGAGAUGAUCUUGGCCACAGUCCUGCAGGGAUUUUUUGACGCAGUUGGAAUUCUCCUUAGAGGCACUGUGGACAAGAAGGAGGCACUGGAGAACUUAGAUCUUAUUUUGUUGUGCCUUGAUGAGAUUGUUGAUGGCGGUAUCAUUCUUGAAACUGAUGCAAAUGUUGUCGCUGGGAAGGUUGCUAAUCAUAGUCUGGAUGCUGGAGCUCCUUUGUCUGAGCAGACGAUAACUCAAGCAUUGGCUACUGCACGUGAACAUCUCACAAGAUCUCUCCUCAAGUAAUGUGUUCACCAGACUCGAGAGAAGUCGGACCAUAUAUCCUUUUGUAAUGGCACCAUACCUGAUGUGCUUCAGAUGAUAUUUUGAGUCUAUUUUGAGAUCUAUAGAAAUGCUUAUACUUCUGAUGUUCUUGCAAGGUUGCUUUCUUCAUAUUAGUGAGUUAUGAUACAAUAAAAUUUUAUCACCAAGCAUACAGGCAUUGUCUCAGUUUUUCGGACCCCAUUGCAUCC